Molecule: messenger RNA, 3296 nt
Organism: Drosophila persimilis
Lineage: Eukaryota; Metazoa; Arthropoda; Insecta; Diptera; Drosophilidae
Product: protein MTL1
Exons: 2
Coding region: 1040-2581 (513 amino acids)
Molecular function (GO): nucleic acid binding
Source: RefSeq, a predicted model, not a curated record
AUAAUUGCGCAGAAGAAUGCAGUGCGGAAUUUAAUCGACAUGGAAAAUGAGCGGCGGAGAAUGAUAUCGAUUGUGGGCCAGCUGUUUAUCGGUAGAAAGCUGCAGCAAUAACUGUGGAUCUAAGUCGCUUUCAGCUCAAACGUUAAGUGGAAAUCUCUACAGACAUUUGCGCCAGCAACUGAUUGACAUAUUGAUCGGUAACGUCGACGACAACGGAAUAACUAAGAGAAGCCAGCAACCAGCAGCAGCGGCAGCACGAAGCGAGCAGCAGAGCACGCAGAAUAAAGAAACAAGGAAACAUUUGCACAGCACAACCGAGCAACUGCAGCAGCAGCAGCAGCCAGGCCAGGCAGGCAGGCAGGCAGGCAACGACAAGAAAAACCACUUCAACAAAAGAGGAUAACAUAUUGGAAGUGCUCGCACACAUACCCUUACCCAUACAGCUCACUUACACACACACGCACGAGUGGAAAGAGAGACGAAGCAUUGUACGUGCCCGGUUGACGGUGGGAAAGUAAACCGACAUCUUUUUACGAGCAGAGAGUUUUGCAAUCAGAAGAAGACAGCAAGCAGCCCCAGAGAGUGUUCACAGUUGAUCGGGCCAGCCCUUUGAUAACACACAUACGGAAAGAAAAAGAGCGAGAGAGAGAGGUAGCUGCUAGCAGUGAGAUCGGAGACGGGACAGGUUGCUGCCCAAAGCCGAAAACCGAAAACCGAAAAACCAAAAACUCGAACGAACACAACGCAUUUGGAAAUCAAGCCAGGCCCCAGCCAGCGGAAAGUGCGUGAGCGUUUGUGCGUGCGUAAUCGAAGCUCCAAAAACUGUGAGAAGACCAGACCCCCCGACUUCGAUCCCCCGUGAACUGCAUUUGCCCAGCGUUGCCACAUCGCCAGUACGCGUGGGGGCGUAAAACCAGUGCUGGAUAGCACCAAGAAGACACUAGGAACAAAACAAAUCCAAUCCAUGAGCAACUAAAUCGAAAUUAAAGUGAAAUUCAAACGAAUUGAAUCGUUAUCCUCAUCGCAAAACAGAUUCCAAAUGAAAACGAUCGUGCUCAGUCCGGACGAUCUGCAGAACUUCAACAAGUUCAUCUAUGACCCGAAGUCAGCCGCCCAGCUGGCCGCCAGCGCGGGGGCGAUUGGAGCAGCGGCGGCAGCGGCAGCUGCCGUACACGGCCAGCAGCCAGGAGGAGCGAACACCACCACAGUGCAGCUAGUGGCCGGCGGUGGUGGCCUCGGCAAUCCCACAGUUGUUCCAGUCCCCACCAGCACAGCGCAGACCAGUGCCAAUAACCUGAUGGCUCUGCAUUACUAUCUGAAGCAUCCGGGAAUACAGCAGAUGCCGAGCGCAACCACGGUCCAGCAUCACCAACAUCAGCACCAGCAGCAGCUGUUGGCCCAGUCGCAGACACAGCUAAAGCAGCUGCAGUUGAAGCAGCCCACAAUCCACCAGCACCAGCAGCACAUCAGCUACCACCAUCCGUACUACCAGCAGACGCAGCCCCAGCAGCAGCUCCAGCUGCAGCCACAGACACAGAUGAGCCACAGCAAUCCGCACGUUCCGCUGAAAAGUCAGCAACCGCCACAGACCCAUCUGCCCGUGCAUGCUCUGAACCAGAACUCCAACUUCUCAGCGGCCAGCUCCAGUACAGGAGGAACAGCUUCCAGUCAUGCGCCCACACAGCAGUCGAACGGCUCCAGUGUAUCACCCACCAUCAUCCAAAGGGUCACGGCAGUGGGCGGACCAAACAGCAGUAACAUUGCGGCCGCUGCCAACGCGCUCCUGCGAGCCUCGGCCGCCGGCAAUGCCAACACCUCGUCCUCGUCAUCGAGCUCCUCCUCCUCUUCCUCGUCGGCGUCGUCGAGCUCUUCGUCAGCCUCUUCUUCCAGCUCAACUAACUGCGCCAAGAAGCUGAAAACAGAGCCCGCCCUCUCGCAGUACAACCAGACGGAACGCCUCAACUUCGCCAACACGUACAUCGUGUGGAGCGAGGAGCACUGGCGACGGGUGGUCUUCCACGACGAGCGGCGCUUUAACCUGGACGGACCCGACGGCUUCUCCUACUACUUUCACGACUUGCGGAACUACGAGCGCACUCUGUCGCAGCGGCCGCGCGGCAACUCUGUCUACAUCUACCUGAUGAUCUGUGUGGGUGGGGCCCUCCAUCUGGAGGUGUCGUCAGCCAAACUGCGUCCUGAGUCAUGCAUCGAGGCCGUUAUGCGCGAGCGACCGAAUAUCAUCAGCAAACUAGGUGGUAGCACAGAGUUUGUGCUGCAGGACCACAACUGGAUGUCGCAUGCACUGCCCACGGCCCAGGACCUGCUCAAUACCAAGGGUCUCAAGACCCAGAAGUGGCCGUCCAUUGCGCACGACCUCAACAUUAUGGAGAACAUCUGGGGCUGGCUCAUCCGAGAGGUGUUCGACGGCGGCCGGAAGUUCUCGCGCAAGGACGACUUGAUAUUCCGCAUCAAGGAGGCGUGGUCCCGACUGCCGCUCGAUCUGAUCACCAACCUGUACAGCACCCUGCCGGAGCGCAUCACGGAGCUGUACUACACACAAGGCGUCUACACGAAUUGUUGACAACCGACAGAAGAGCAACGUGGACGUGGAUGUGGAUGUGGUGGUAUGUUGUCUCCCAGCUCAGGGCACUCCCUUCGGCUCAGCUCCGCCUGGAAGUGGGAGUGGGAGUGCAGACGGAUUCGAUUCUAGGACUUCGUCCGUCUAAGGGGAACUUUCACGACCUGAUCCUGCUGCCGAUGCCAACACGCCUGGCAUCCAUCCCGCUGGGUCAACCAGUGGGAUGGGGGCGUGAGCGGCGUUCCUCUGCCGGAUACAAAAAUCAAUACAGAAGAAGGAAAUCUUUAUACAAUUCAACUUAACUUUUUGUGUAUAGCUUUAAGAUGUGUGCAACAGAGCAGACCAGACCGUACCGGACGGACCGACCGACGGACGGACAUACGGGAGCGGGACAGAGAGACGCCUGGUUUAAGGUUAUACAGUUUUUUUUUAGUUAUUUAAAACAAAAACAAAAAAAUGGAAAAACAUGCAAGAAAAACAAUCGCGCGAGAGGUUUGGGCACGCCAUGUGUGUGUGGUGACACUGGCAGACACACGAAAAGUGUUGCCAUAUCGCUUUGUAAUUAGUGUUUUUAUUCCUUCCUUCACCCGUAUCCACCACAUCCACACACACACACACACUCCCGCACCCCCCGCAUAAUGUGUAAGGCUUAAUUUUAGUUGACGUUUGCCUCCUUUUCUACCCAAUCCCAUCCCCCAACUCCCCUCCCCACCACACC